GCGCAGCCUAGUCCCGCCGUAGCCGCCGCCGCCAUUGGGGCAGGCGUCUCGUCAGAGCGUUCGCCUCCCUCUUAAAUCUCCGCGCAGUCCCAGAACAAAAGGACAGGAGAGUAAAGUACAAAAUGGUUCUUUGCAUCAGAAGGAUACAGUUCAUGACAAUGACUUUGAGCACUACCUUUCUGGACAGUCAAAUCAGGUGUGCUCUGAGGAAGGGACCUAUUUUGAGGGUCUCUCUAGUUCAGAGAGCACAGCAGGACCUUACUCUUGGUGAAAAGGAAUCAGAGCCAGCCUGGAUAUCUAUGCCAGGUCCCACAGAACCCAGUGCUCUGUAAGGCGAUGGUGGGACUGGAUGGGACUAGACCCUCUGCACUCAACUGGUGGCAGCUGUCAGGAAGGGAUCUCAGAGGUGACCCCUGGAAGGUUACCAGGAGUGGGUGUACAAACCCAGGCAUGGAGCAACAGUUAUCCCUCCAUGGCUGAUCCCUAUCUGUCCAGCUAUUACCCACCAUCCAUUGGAUUUCCCUACUCCCUCAGUGAGGCACCAUGGUCAACUGGAGGGGACCCUCCUAUCCCAUACCUCACCACCUAUGGACAGCUUAGUAAUGGAGACCAUCAUUUUAUGCAUGAUGCUGUGUUUGGGCAACCUGGGGGCUUGGGGAACAACAUCUAUCAACACAGGUUUAAUUUCUUCCCUGAAAACCCUGCCUUCUCAGCCUGGGGAACAAGUGGGUCUCAGGGGCAGCAGGCUCAGGGCUCAGCCUACGGGAGUAGCUACACCUACCCACCGAGCUCCCUGGGUGGCACAAUUGUUGACGGCCAGACGGGCUUUCAUAGUGACAGCCUUAACAAGGCCCCUGGUAUGAACAGCCUAGAGCAAGGUAUGGUGGGCCUGAAGAUUGGUGACGUCACCACCUCCACAGUCAAGACAGUGGGCUCAGUUGUCAGCAGUGUGGCAAUGACUGGUGUGCUUUCUGGCAGUGGUGGGGUGAAUGUAAACCUACCAGUUUCUAAGCCCACUUCAUGGGCAGCUAUUGCCAGCAAGCCUGCAAAGCCACAGCCGAAAAUGAAAGCAAAGGGUGGACCUGUCAUUGGAGGUGCUCUGCCACCUCCACCCAUAAAACAUAACAUGGACAUUGGCACCUGGGACAACAAGGGGCCUGUGCCCAAGGUCCCGGCACCCCAGCAGGUGCCAUCCCCCCAGUCUAUUCCCCAACCCCCACCGACUGUUCAACCUCUUCCAUCUCAGCCUCCCCCGAUGGCCCAGCCACAGUAUCAGAGUCCUCAGCAGCCACCACAAACACGCUGGGUCGCCCCUCGAAACAGAAAUGCAGUGUUUGGACAGAGUGGAGGGACUGCUGGUGACAGUAACACUCCUGGAAAUACCCACCCUAAUGCUGCCCCAAGUGUAGAGUCCCACCCUGUCCUUGAAAAACUGAAAGCUGCCCAUAGUUAUAAUCCUAAAGAGUUUGAUUGGAAUCUAAAAAACGGACGUGUGUUCAUCAUAAAGAGCUACUCAGAGGAUGAUAUUCACCGCUCCAUCAAAUACUCCAUCUGGUGCAGCACAGAGCAUGGCAAUAAGCGGCUGGACAGUGCCUUCCGUGCCACCAGCAGCAAAGGGCCUGUCUACCUCCUCUUCAGUGUCAAUGGGAGCGGGCAUUUUUGUGGGGUGGCUGAGAUGAAAUCACCAGUGGACUACGGCACAAGUGCUGGAGUCUGGUCUCAGGACAAAUGGAAGGGCAAGUUUGACGUUAAGUGGAUUUUUGUCAAGGACGUGCCCAACAACCAGCUCCGGCACAUCAGACUGGAGAACAAUGACAAUAAGCCAGUCACAAACUCACGUGACACCCAGGAAGUACCCUUGGAAAAAGCUAAGCAAGUACUGAAAAUCAUUGCUUCCUAUAAGCACACGACCUCCAUCUUUGAUGACUUCUCUCACUAUGAGAAACGCCAGGAGGAGGAGGAGGUGGUGCGCAAGGAACGGCAGAAUCGGAACAAGCAGUAAGAACAAACCAGUUUCUUCUGUGUUGCAGUGUUUGACUCGCAAACAUGGUCAAGAACAUUUGUAUGCUUGGUGCUGUCCCUGAUACAGGCCCAGAUCUCCUAGGCAGUCCUGCCUGCUGCAUCUCAAGGUUUUGGUUGUGUUGGGCAGGUCUUUGUGCCUCUGUAUUUUUUUAUGUAUUAUAGUAUUAUAGAACCCACUAAUAAAUGAUGUUUUUAUCAGCUUCAAUCAGACUGACCUAAUGUGAAAUGAAAGUACCCCUGAAAGCAAAGAAAGCAAAACAAAAAACUUAAUAUAUCCCAAAGAUGGUUCUUUGUUUUGGCAGAAAUUAUGUUCUUAUUAAUGUACUCACAGCCAUCUAACGUGUUUACAUGAGACCUUUUCUUUUUGCCCCUCUACUACUUUAUAAGUACCACUUAUAAAGUUAUAAGAACCCAGUUUUUCUUUUCCCUCCUUUUGGUCAUUUCAUGCAUUCUAUUAAAAUACUCCAAAAUGCUGACAUCAGUAAGUUAGUAAUCACCUGGUUUGACUGGUUUGCCAAACCAGUUAUCUGUCUAAGCUGCAAAUUUGCCCAUUUGAUUUUUUUUUUUUUUAACUAGGCAGAUACAUGUUAGUUUCACAGAUUUGGUGAAUGCUUUGUUUGUAACCAUCUGUUCUUACUAAGGCUGCCUUCCUCCUUGGUGGACUUUAAUGGUUGGGUGAAGGCUUUAUGAUGCCAGGCGUGGUGGUACUGCAGACCAGGGUCAGGUCCUUUGGGUUGGCUGCAGACCUUUUUAAACCCCUCUUCUCUGAGAAUCCUAAUGCCACUUUAUUUUUUCUACCAAUAAUGCUGGGUUUUAACCAUUGGUCUGAUAGUAUAGAUGGUGCUGAGGGUGCCGCUGAUUGUAAAUUUCACCAUGUGUGUCCAAUUUUUCUUUCCUGUUGAAUGGGGUAAAAAAGAAAAAAGAAAAGAAAGAAAAACCUGUAGUAACUGAACUUCUGAUUGUGGAAUGAGGGGCCGCUGAGCUUAUCACCACCCAGAGUUUGAAUUGAAGCAUGAAAAUGGUGCUCAUGCCUGUGGCUGCAGCCCGCUGACCCUGCACGUGCAUUCCCCAGCCCCACCCCCAGAGGAUUGCAGUUUACAGAGCAGAUUUGUCCUGAGACCACUUACUCCAGAAGACCCAAGUCAGAGUGGAAGUUGUAUGUCAGACUGUGUCACUUUCUCUGAACUGUUCUGCCUAUGUGGAGUCUGGACAACAUGAGAUAACCUCUCUAGGAGAUACAAGCCUUAAUAAAGAAUACUAUUUAGCA
Erinaceus europaeus (western European hedgehog) is the source of this 3289-nucleotide messenger RNA. It is a transcript of the gene YTHDF1, whose product is annotated as YTH N6-methyladenosine RNA binding protein F1. Lineage: Eukaryota; Metazoa; Chordata; Mammalia; Eulipotyphla; Erinaceidae. Gene Ontology annotation, molecular function: mRNA binding; N6-methyladenosine-containing RNA reader activity. The transcript has 6 exons. Bases 350 to 2002 code for a protein of 550 amino acids. Gene Ontology annotation, cellular component: cytoplasm. Gene Ontology annotation, biological process: mRNA destabilization. The record is from RefSeq and is a predicted model, not a curated record.